Messenger RNA from Rhea pennata, 2226 nucleotides. Its product is annotated as T-box-containing protein TBX6L. The transcript is spliced from 9 exons. Gene Ontology annotation, cellular component: nucleus. The record is from RefSeq and is a predicted model, not a curated record. Gene Ontology annotation, molecular function: DNA-binding transcription factor activity, RNA polymerase II-specific; RNA polymerase II cis-regulatory region sequence-specific DNA binding. Bases 1 to 1467 code for a protein of 488 amino acids. NCBI's taxonomy places the organism in Eukaryota, Metazoa, Chordata, Aves, Rheiformes, Rheidae. Gene Ontology annotation, biological process: cell fate specification; regulation of transcription by RNA polymerase II; positive regulation of DNA-templated transcription.
AUGGUGUCCUGGAAGUCACGCCUGGACAGAGGUGAGGCCCCAUUCACCCCCUUUUGCAGAAGCAAAAGGUUUGCCCGCGUCAAAGAGCCCACGGCUCCGAAGGAAGGGAUGGCGGCGGGCGCAGAUGUGAAAGCGCCGUGUGACGCACUUCCUUCCCCAAGCCUGGAGCCCUACCCGCAGAGCUCCAUCGUGGUCACCCUCGAGGACAUGGGUCUCUGGAUGAAGUUUCAUCAGAUAGGAACGGAGAUGAUCAUCACCAAAUCGGGCAGACGAAUGUUUCCACAAUGCAAAAUCAAAGUCUCUGGCUUAAUCCCAUAUGCCAAGUAUCUCAUGCUGGUAGAUUUUGUACCAAUGGACAACUUCAGGUAUAAGUGGAAUAAAGAUCAAUGGGAAGUGGCUGGAAAAGCAGAGCCCCAACUCCCUUGUCGCACCUACGUCCACCCAGAUUCCCCAGCUCCUGGAAGCCACUGGAUGAAAGAACCUGUCUCCUUCCAAAAGCUGAAGCUCACCAACAACACUCUGGACCAACAUGGGCAUAUCAUCCUCCACUCCAUGCACCGUUACAAGCCUCGCUUCCACAUUGUGCAGGCAGAUGACCUCUUCAGUGUCCGCUGGAGCAUCUUCCAAGUCUUCAGCUUCCCGGAGACUGUCUUCACGUCUGUCACUGCUUACCAAAACGAGAAGAUCACAAAACUCAAGAUUGACAACAAUCCAUUUGCUAAAGGCUUCCGGGAGCAUGGAAAGAACACCCGAAGGGAAGGACGAGCCAAGUGCCAGAAAUCCAGUCCAGGCAAAAGCCAGAAGAGGAAGCUGCCCGAGGAAAAGGAGUCCAGUGCUGAGGAACGUGACUUUACGAAAGAUGAGAAUGUGGAUGUCAAGGAAGAGAGUAACCCGGUGGUGGUCAGCAGCGGAUACCCCUUCUGGACGGCGGAGCAGAGCGGCAGCCAAGCCUUUCCCGCGGCGUCGCCCGCGCCGGCCGACCAGCGGGAGGCUCCGGCCAGAGAGCAGCAGGUGCCGACGCCGUCCUACCAGGCGUACCGCUUUCACGAAGCCGGGGAUGCCCAGCAGCUGCCCGCCCGCGAUGUCGCUGCGCUGAACGACUUCCGGGCGAGGUGCCACCCCUUGGAUCUGGCCACGGUGCCCGAGCACGACUCCAAGCAGCUCUCGGAGGGUUUCGCCAACCUGCCUCCGCUCCCGCCGCCUCUGCCGCCCCCCCAGGACUAUGCCGGCGUGGUAAACAUGGCUAUGGAGUCUGUCGGGAAAGCCGGGGCGCGAGCGCCGGUGUACAGCCCGUACAGCGCUGAGCAGGGCCUCGGCCAGUGGAUGGUGCCUUCCCACAGCCAGUACCGGGCAAUGAGCUACUCCGCCUUCUCCACGGAUUAUAACACGCAAGGAGCUUCGGGACAUGCCCACGGGGCCAUGGCAGAGUGGAGCCAGUACCCGCUCUUCCCGUAUGCCUGCUGGUGAACCAGGAAGAACUUUCUCAAUGAAAAGACUAAAAGAAAAUUGUAAAUGAGAUCAAAUUUGCUCUGGAGUGUUACCUUGAAGCCUUGUCUACACUGGGCGAAGAGGCACUGCAGCAAACGGCAGCGCGGGACACCUCCACUUCCUCGUCUCCUUGCCCAACAGCCCUCUCUGGUGUUUCACAAGCAGCGGCUGAGCCGGUGGCUGCACCAGCUACGUCAGUGCAGCUCUGUCUGCAUCGACGCGUUCUGCAGUGGUUUCUUUCCCGCGGGAAUAGGAAACCAGAAGAACUGCAAGAGCAGUACUUAAAAAGCUGCCAAACUCUCAGACCUAGGCUGUGUUUCCAUCUUGCAUUUGGAAGUUUCCAAACCCCUUUCCUCCCAGGACAUGCAUGCAAGGAGAAAGGGGCUGAGGAGUUUCAGUGAGCCUUCCUGCUGGCCAUACCGACAGUUUGGUCAUGAAGCUGUAGAGAAAUCAUUGCAAGGACAAGCAAAGCACACAAUCCCGGUGUCCUCGAGAGCAGCCUCCUCGCUUAGUGUAGUCAAGGUAAAGCUAGAGUCUUGCCUUUCUUCUAGCACCACGUGACAGUGAAAGACACAGCAAUGCACGUGUCUGUGGAGCACCGCUGUGGGUCAUGCAAGCAGAACUAUCAGCAAGGCUCUGCGCUGUGUCUGUGUGUCCCUCACGCCCAUCCCUCUUCUGUCACCCCUAAAUUUGAGGUUAGUGAAAUUCCUGCUGGCUGCGAAGGGGUCAUUCCUAGAG